Molecule: messenger RNA, 2088 nt
Organism: Mesorhabditis spiculigera
Lineage: Eukaryota; Metazoa; Nematoda; Chromadorea; Rhabditida; Rhabditidae
Source: the annotation of a GenBank genome assembly
AUGCGCUACAAAACCUGCCAGAUUUUAAAAAUCGAUCGUGUUACGAAGCAAUGGUUUUAUGUUGGAAAGAUGGAUUAUCUUUCGAUGACUUUCCUGGAGCCAAUGCUCGAUGAGAGAACGGGCACAGUUUAUGUCUUCAUUGUCGGCAUUUUUCGCCAAAAUGAAGCGUCAAAGACAUUUUUGGUGCGAGUGGAUGGUGACUGCAAAGAGCUUUGCACGUGGAGGUUUCCCAAUAACACAUUUAAUACCACCAAUCAAUUCCAUCCAGUUGGCUUAAGGAUGUUCUGGGAUGAUGACUUGAUUAUCACAUUUUUUGAUAGUUGUAGCUUUGAGAAUCGAAGAGAUCCUUGGCUUCAGUUUUAUUCGAUUAGAGUAAGAGAGGAUUAUCUGGAAAUGCAUUGCGAUCGGACUGGUUUGCCCCCUCAUGAUUUUUCCAUGACUAUUAAUAGCUGCUUUACCCUAAGCGAACCACAAAGAAGAUUGGCCUAUUUUUCAUACGAGCGUGGCUUAUUAAUAUUUUCUGAAGCAACAAUGGAAUGGGUUACCUAUGAAAUGGCUGGAAAUUCAGCUCUCGAUAAAGAGAUGAUGGCCAUUGGAUUGUAUCAUGCGCAAGAGGAAACUUAUCAACAAUCGAAAAACAGUACCGAACCUUUAUUACGGUUUCGCUUUCAUUCAGGGAAGGAGAUUUUUGGGAUACUGAGCGCCAUCAUCCCUGAUGAAUUAGUUACACAUUAUUGCUAUUCGCUGCAUAUUGAUCACAAGAAUUUAACAUACAGCUUCCGAAAGCGCUUCAUCUUGGAAGAACCGAUAAACACAAACGCAAAUCAUAGCGAAAUAGCUUUCGGAGAUGAUGUCUUUUCAUAUGCAGAGCAAGAAACCAUAAAAGUGACGACCCUAACCGCUAUCCCGACAUUGUCCGAUUUGACCAGCUGGAAAAUAAGCGAAUCGGAUCUUGAAGAACGAAGAAUUACCGAGGCUGAUUUACUCCCUUAUCAAGUACCGCAAUCGUUUACUCUACAGGCCUAUCGAAUCAGACAUCAAAGAGAAAUGGAAGCGAUUGAAAAUCAAUUGCACCAAUGCAUGGUGCCCCAAGAGUUUUCGGGUCAUCCAGAGCGUUGGGUGAAGCCAAUCGGAAUUUUCCGCGACUGGAUAUACGGCUCGAUGGAAGAGGAAUCGGGAACCGAGAUUCCAGUCCUGCAAUUCAUCAGCUAUGAUCUAGUUUGUGGGCGCGAGGGCGAGGAACCCUACCCGAAGCUCUAUCUUUUUCAUCAGAGCAUUGAGGCUACACUUUGGUAUAUCACAUUGCUACAUAGCGGGGAUACAUUUGAAAUUCACAUGCAUCAAGUUAUGAGACCUCCUGAGAUCUUUGGCGCGCACGCACCCUAUUAUUUUGCUGUUGGAACAUCCUGUAAAAUGAUGAAUAAGAUAGCGUUUGCGAUCGAUCCUAUCCAGCAAAAAUUUGCCCAUAUUUGUAACGAGCGGGGAUUUGUAAUUUACGAUGCACCCUCGGAAAGUUGGAUCAAAUAUAAUCCCUCAAUUGACUCUGAUUUGGCUGAAGAUGGCUUCCUCGACGAUCCACCCUAUCAGUCUUUUUUCCUGCGGUCGCAAGCUUUGAAAACUUAUACAGUUUGUGAGCUGAUAGUUGGGGAUGAGAUACAUCUAUCACAGACCAGUAUUGAGCCAGAAGGGAAGCAGCUGCAGAGGUUGUACAAAUUGAUCAUCGACUAUGACAAGCGAGAAUUCACGCUCAAGCUCAGGGUGCAAUUGUCCGAGAAUUCUCCAAGUUUAAUUACGCGGAAUUCAAUGGUUGGACCAAAAUGCAUCGCCACGCUCCGAAGCAUUACGUUCGAUGAGCUAGAAGGAUGCGCAGAACAGAGGGAGCGAGAGAAAAAGUUUGACACCCUUUGGACGGGUUCAACGGUAGGAACUGUGAUACAGACUGUUUAUCUGGAGCCGCUGGAUUUGGCAGAAGCCGCUAUUUUGAAAGUCCAAGAACUUUACGCAGAACAUAACGGAGCAGGGAUCCAAUGCUCAAUACUUUCGAAUGAGGAAAUUAAAAAGUUAAUCAGGGAAAGACGUGUUGAUGUU